Geodia barretti is the source of this 588-nucleotide messenger RNA. The record is from the annotation of a GenBank genome assembly. Lineage: Eukaryota; Metazoa; Porifera; Demospongiae; Tetractinellida; Geodiidae.
AUGGCGCCGCGUUCUCGCGGCAAACGGUAUGCGUGGCUAGAUCCGAGUUCAGCUUACAUCAAUACUCAUUCGUUCAACGCAAUUAUUGAUGAUCUCGUCAGGCCAUUCUGUGUAGAUUCCAUCGAUGUCGUAGCGGGUAUCGACGCGGCUGGAUUUGUUUUGGCAGGAGCCUUGGCAGUUCGAUUGAACAAAGGUGUGCUCACACUUCGCAAAGGCGGUAAAGUGCCGGUGGCCUAUGACGUGGUUUCAAUGGUAAAUUACUCCGCCCAAACUCAGGAAUUGGAAAUGAGAAAACCCGCAUUCUCAUCUGGAACCAAAGUUCUUCUCGUAGACCAGUGGAUCGAAACAGGCGGCACAAUGGAUGCCGCGAUGCGACUGAUUGAGCGACAAGGGGGUGUGGUGGCUGGAAUUGCGGUUAUCUGUGUGGAGGAAAACACAUUCACAAAUCAAAUGCGAAAAAAAUAUAAGGUUUCAAGUUGUGUAUUGCCGGACUCCGAUUUGCAGAGCCAGUGCAACCAACAGACUCUAAACAGUUUCGCAAAAUUCAACCCGGAAAGUUGUUUUCCGGAUACUGACGAAAAGAACUAA